Molecule: messenger RNA, 2817 nt
Organism: Saccharomyces paradoxus
Lineage: Eukaryota; Fungi; Ascomycota; Saccharomycetes; Saccharomycetales; Saccharomycetaceae
Gene: EPO1
Product: Epo1p
Exons: 1
Coding region: 1-2817 (938 amino acids)
Source: RefSeq, a predicted model, not a curated record
AUGGAUGCAGGCUUAUCGACCAUGGCACCAAGAAACGGCCAGCCUUCUGCUAGAGUUAAAUUGAGAAAUAACCUCUUGAAUAAUGAUAUAGGAGACAUUGAUAUUCGGAAUGAAACGCCUAUUUCAAGGAACGGAAAUGACAGUAAUAUCAACGUCCAGCCUUCCUCCAUGCCGCUACAGCAACAGCAGCAGCAAUACUACCGUAAUGGCAUGAAUGAGGCUCCGAUGCAAGCGCCACUGCAGCAACGUCAGAUACCCAUGCAAAUGUAUCCACAGCAGCAACGGCAGCAACAACAAUACAACUUUGAUUAUUCCAAUUCACCUAUGAAUGGGAUACCGUUGAUGCAGCAAAAUUUCACCAAACCACCUCCAAGCAAUAAUCGUGAUAGUAUUAAUGGUAAGAAAGCUUCCUCAUUUACACAAAGCUCAUUUUCCAAUUUUUUCAAACAUAAACACCAAUUUGGGAGGUCAAAGAAAAACACAAGGACAGGAGGUGGUGGAGAUGGAGAUGAUGAUGACGAAGUUAUCUUGGAAGACUCCGCAAACUCGGACCUAACGUUCAAUGACAUUCAGACAUUCGGCCACAAGGGUGGUGAUAAAUAUGGAUAUGGUGGUGAUUCUACUCCUAUCAUUCCCACACUAGUGACCAAAGACCGCGGAAAUAUGAGUAACACUGAGUAUAGGAAGUAUAUUACUAAUCAAAGGAAAACCGCAAUGAAUGCUAUGGCCAAACAAAAUAAAAAUGGUUCCGCAGUUUCGUCGCCCCCUAGAGCAAUGUCUUUGCAAAGUUUCCCGAAUGGUAAUCCCUUAAUGCAAGCACCUACUCCUCAUCCUAGAUUUCAAUCGAAUAAAAUAGUGAGCGCCAAUUAUUCAAGAUCAAAUUCGUUAAUGAGUGGGCCUCCCGGACAAUUUCAGCAGCCACAACAGCAACAAAGAAUGCCACUGAUGAAUAAUUAUAACAACCGGUCAGGGCAAUUCCAGAAUACCCCACAGCCUGUGAUGCGUCCUGGGCAACAGCUGCCUCAACAACCGCGUACCCUGUCGUUAACUAAUUCUCCAAUGUAUGUGCCCCGAGCUCCUCGACCAUUCGUACCUCAUCAGCAGAUAUCGCAGAGGCAACAACAACCCCACCCAGUGUCGGAAAGCUAUCGCGCAAUGUCGCUACAAACUCAGAAUAUUCCCCAAGAGUUUAAUCAAUGGAUGCCAAGUGAUAACGACCAUAAAGCUGUGUCACUCAAACAAUCAAUCAGUCAAUCAUCAAAUUCUUCAAGAAAUAAUUCAGCUCAUUCAAUACCGAACGUACAAAACAAACCACUAAGUGCAUUUUCUUCUUUAUUAUCUUCUACAGAUGCCAAAGCAAUCCCUGAUUCGACAAAGCAAGGAUCGUCGCCACUAAAAAAACAAGUAAACAUUGACCAACCUAUUGAAAACAAGGGAAAAUUAAAUGUAUUGCAAUUAUCGGCCCCUCAACAAAACGAAUUAAAGGAAAAAGAAAGGAAGCUAGCCGAAAUGGAGAAAUCCUUACGUGAGAGAGAAGCAUUAAUAGAAGAAAAGGAAAAGGAAAGGGCUGAGAGAAAUGUUGAAGAAAAUGAAGGCGAGGAAACUUCACAUGAACCAGAUGAUUUAAAUCUAAGACCUACAAGUGCGUUAGAAACAGGUUUAAGAGAUCUUAAAUUGGAGAGUGAAACCGCAGUCGCCAAUAGAGCAUCAUUGUCGACUUUUUCGUCCACAUUUAGUGAUUCUCCUUCCAAGCAAAGAAUUAUCAACACUAGAACUGGCAUGUACAAGCUAGAAAACUCUACCGAUAUCAAUGAAUACGUGACUGCACAAGAGUUUCCCUUACCCGGAAAACAUAAUUUAAAUUCGGAUAAUGGCGAAAUAAAUACCACGGAUGAAGCCGAAUCUGAUAACAAUAAUAGUAAGAGGGCUUCUUUGUUGCAAUCCAUACCGGAAAGAGAUCCCAAAAGGAAUAUCUCAUGUGCUACCAUUAAGCGACGUCAAUCCGAUGACGAUGACGGGAAACUGAGUAAUAUCAACAUAUCCAUAAAUCAGGAAAACAUCAAUAAUGAUACUUUCCUAUAUAAGAAAAACAAUCGCGAUGGACAUUUAUCCGCAGCUUCCAAUAUGUCUAGCUCUUCUCGCAGAUCAUUCAUUUCCAAUACACUACCGUUGAAUAUUGAUUCCGCUUCAGAAUCUGAUAAUUUCAUAUCGCGUACGGAUGGUUCACCCGCCAAGAUGAAGACAGCCCCAGUUAACUGGGGCAAGGAUGGUACGAAUGCUUUCGAAGAAGACUUCAGUUUUGAUAAUACUUUGGCCAAACCAUAUGAACCAGUAUAUGCUAGGAGAGGAGACAUGACUUCUGCUGAAUCAACCGGUGGAGAAAAUAGCUCUCAAUCCAAGAUGAUAACAAUAUCUGGUGAACAAUUGAAUUUAAUAACGGAAAAUAAAGAACUGAUGAAUGAGUUGACACUCGUGUCUACCGAAUUAGCAGAAUCGAUAAAAAGAGAAACUGAGUUAGAAGAAAGAAUACGCCUGUAUGAAACCAAUAAUUCAGCACCAACCUUUGACGAUUCCUCAAGUGUAUCUUUUUCUGACUUUGAAAAGGAGUUAAGGAAAAAAUCCAGCAAAAUUGUGCAAUUGAUCCAGCAAUUAAAUGACGAGAGAUUAAAGAGAUUCAUUGCGGAGGAGCAGCUAUUACUCCAAGAAAACGGCACCAAACCCAGUUCUAUAGAACUGGUUGGAAGAAUUGAAAACUUGAAUAAACUUAUUGACGAGAGAGAUUCAGAAAUUGAAAUGCUUAGAGGACAUUUACAAUAG